This is a messenger RNA of Mesorhabditis belari, 1389 nucleotides long. Lineage: Eukaryota; Metazoa; Nematoda; Chromadorea; Rhabditida; Rhabditidae. The record is from the annotation of a GenBank genome assembly.
AUGGAUGAUCUCUCGUUGGAGUCAGCUAACAUGGAGAAUUUGUACUCGGAACAAGAAGAGCCGCAGAUUCCCACCGGCCCUCUCAUCGACGAUGACGGGAAAUACGGAGAGCUCAUUUUGUUGGGCUACAACGGCACGGGUGAGGGCAAUCUGAGGCAUGGAUCGAAGAAGCAGCGCUCGAAAUUCGUCCUGAUGCGCAGAACGACUGGAAAUGGAAUCAAAAAGAUGAGCACCUCUUCAGUGGCGAUGCCGCCAAAAGAUGCGCCGGCAGUGUUGGAUAAAGAUCGUCACGUCGUUUCGUAUGCCUACAAAUCGCACACAAUCUUGGUCGAGUAUUCGAUGGAUCCGAACAAGGACAUGUUUCAGAUUGGUCGCUCAUCAGAGGAUCAAAUCGAUUUCACGAUCGUUGACACGUGGCUCGUUUCCGGCGUUCACAAUUCGAGUCAUGGAGGCAAAAGUCACAAGAACGAAAAGGACACUCGGCCGAUUUCGUCGACGAUUUCGAGGUACGCUUGCCGCAUUUUGGUUGAUCGCGACAAUUGUAAUAAAGCGUAUCUCUAUGCGGCUGGUUUCGAUGGAAAGAAGAAUAUUUUCUUAGGGGAAAAAGCCACAAAAUGGUCAAAAGUGAAGAGUUCGGAGAUGGACGGGUUGACAACGAAUGGGGUUCUCAUUUUACAUCCGAAUCGAAACACAGAAGAUGGAUCAGAGGAUGAUGAGGGAGCGAUGUACGUGUGGAGAGAGGUAUCAGUUGAUGGUGAUAUGUUCACAUUACGAGAAACGCGAAGCAGUAACACGAAAGGGGAAUUGAUGCUAGAAGAGACGAGUAUGCUGCAAGACGGUACACUGAUCGAUUUGUGCGGAGCAACGUUAUUGUAUCGAACAGCUGACGGUUUGGCGAGAAGUCCGACGGAGAGAGAAUUGAAUAUUUCCCUCGAUCGGCUUAAUGCUGGCAAACCCCAGUGUCCAGUCAAUCUAAACACCCUGGUGAUUCCAAGAAAGAAAACAAACGAAAAAGACAAAGAUUUCAGUCGACAACCCUAUGUGUACUUGCGAUGUGGACAUGUGCAGGGGAAACACGAUUGGGGACUUCAAGUCAGUGCUGGUGGCACGAGGACCACACAUAAAUGUCCGGUGUGCCUUAUUGAGAGUGAACGCGUACUCUCACUCACAAUGGGAAUGGAAUCCGCUUUUCACAUCGAUUCGGGCGUUCUCGAUUAUGCUUUCAAUCCGUGUGGCCAUGUUGCUUCGUUGAGUACUGUUAGGUAUUGGUCUCGUAUCCCGCUUCCCCAUGGGACGAAUUCAUUCCAUCCAGUAUGUCCCUUUUGUACAUCGCUUCUCGCCUCGAAGAAACCCUACGUUCGGCUGAUCUUCCAGGAUCAUCUAGGCAUU